AUGUCCACUCGGACGCCGCUGCCCACCGUCAACGAGCGGGACACGGAGAACCAUACCUCUGUGGAUGGAUACACUGAACCACACAUCCAACCUAUCAAGUCAAGUAGCAGACAAAACAUCCCCCGAUGUAGAAACUCCAUUACGUCUACCAAUGAAGAGCAUCCUCACAUUGGAAAUUAUCGCUUACUGAAAACCAUAGGAAAAGGAAAUUUUGCCAAAGUGAAACUGGCAAGGCAUGUGCUUACAGGAAGAGAGGUUGCUGUGAAAAUAAUAGAUAAAACCCAGCUAAAUCCUACUAGUCUGCAAAAGUUGUUUCGAGAAGUACGAAUAAUGAAGAUACUGAAUCACCCUAAUAUUGUAAAAUUAUUUGAAGUUAUUGAAACUGAAAAGACAUUGUAUUUGGUAAUGGAAUAUGCCAGUGGGGGAGAAGUGUUUGACUACCUAGUUGCACAUGGAAGAAUGAAAGAGAAAGAGGCUCGUGCAAAAUUCAGGCAGAUCGUAUCUGCUGUGCAGUACUGUCAUCAGAAAUGCAUAGUUCAUCGUGAUCUUAAGGCAGAAAACCUUCUACUUGAUGCAGACAUGAACAUUAAAAUUGCAGACUUUGGGUUUAGUAACGAAUUUACAGUCGGUAAUAAACUGGACACAUUUUGUGGAAGCCCGCCUUAUGCUGCUCCUGAACUUUUCCAAGGAAAGAAAUACGAUGGUCCUGAAGUGGAUGUGUGGAGCCUUGGGGUGAUUUUGUACACACUAGUAAGCGGAUCAUUGCCAUUUGAUGGUCAAAAUCUAAAGGAACUGAGGGAGCGAGUACUGAGGGGGAAGUACCGCAUUCCAUUCUAUAUGUCCACAGACUGUGAAAAUCUACUUAAGAAGCUACUAGUACUGAAUCCAAUAAAACGAGGCAGCUUGGAACAAAUUAUGAAGGAUCGGUGGAUGAAUGUUGGCCAUGAAGAAGAAGAACUAAAGCCAUAUACUGAGCCUGAACCAGAUUUUAAUGACACCAAGAGAAUAGACAUUAUGGUCACAAUGGGCUUUUCAAGAGAAGAAAUCCAUGAAUCUUUAGUAAACCAAAAGUACGAUGAAGUCAUGGCUACUUAUCUGCUUCUAGGUAGAAAACCACCUGAAUUUGAAGGAGGCGAGUCCUUGUCCAGCAGCAACUUAGGUCAAAGGUCUCGUCCUAGCAGUGACCUCAACAACAGUUCUGUGCAGUCUCCCGCUCACCUGAAGGUCCAACGGAGUAUAUCAACUAACCAGAAACAACGGCGGUUCAGUGAUCAUGGUGGGGAUGACAUUCCAACAAUUGGUCCCUCAAUUCCUCCUGCUGUGUCAUACACAAAAAGGGCUCAGGCAAAUAGUGUGGAAAGUGAGCAGAAAGAAGACUGGGACAAGGAUGUCUCACGCAAACUUAGCAGCACUACAGUAGGAUCCAAAGGAGAGAUGGCUGCAAGUCCACUUGUGGGUCCAGAAAGAAAGAAAUCAACUACAGUUCCCAGUAACAAUGUAUUUUCUGGUAGUGGAAUGACAAGAAGGAACACUUACGUUUGUGAACGUUCUUCAGAUCGCUAUUCUGCAAUACAGAAUGGGAAGGACAACAGCCUAACAGAAAUGUCUGCAAGUAGCACAUCUUCUGCAGGCUCUACAGUAGCUUCUGCUGUAUCAACACGGCCUCGACAUCAAAAGUCCAUGUCUGCCUCUGGACAUCCUAUAAAAGUUACACUGCCAACCAUCAAAGAUGGCACUGAAGCUUACCGACCAAGCAGUGCAACUCAAAGAGUGCCUGCUGCUUCCCCGUCUGCUCAUAGUAUUAGCACUACUACUCCAGACCGAACCCGCUUUCCUCGGGGGAGUUCAAGUCGAAGCACUUUCCAUGGUGAGCAGCUAAGGGAGCGGCGUAAUGCCACUUACAAUGGACCGCCCGCCUCACCAUCACAUGAAACCGGUGCUUUUGCACAUGCUAGAAGAGGGACAUCAACUGGUAUAAUAAGCAAGAUAACUUCCAAGUUUGUUCGCAGGGAUCCAAGUGAAGGCGAAGCCAGUGGCAGAACUGACACCUCAAGGAGUGCUUCUGGGGACCCAAAAGACAGAGAGAAGGAGGAUAGCAAAGAUUCGAAGCCACGUUCCUUGCGGUUCACGUGGAGUAUGAAGACCACUAGUUCUAUGGACCCAAACGAUAUGAUGAGAGAGAUUCGGAAAGUGUUAGACGCUAAUAACUGUGAUUACGAACAAAAAGAGAGGUUUUUGCUCUUCUGUGUUCACGGUGAUGCACGACAAGAUAGCCUUGUUCAGUGGGAGAUGGAAGUCUGCAAACUGCCACGAUUGUCGCUCAAUGGAGUUCGUUUCAAGAGAAUAUCUGGGACUUCUAUCGCAUUUAAGAACAUUGCAUCCAAGAUAGCAAAUGAGCUUAAGCUGUAAACAGAACCUAAAUUUUUUGGGAUCAGGGAAGAUUCAUACAUGAUCUACACUUUGAAUGUACUGGUUACGCCUCAUGUGAUUGGCCUGUGAAACUCCCCAUGUAGAAAUUGCCCUUAUUGCAAUAAGGUUAUACAUAGUUAUUCAGAAUUGUAAAGUUAAAUCCAGUAUGACCUAUAUUAAAUAACUGUAGCUAAAGAAGUUAUGUUCACAUGUACAGGUAAGUAUAUAGAGCAUUCUGUUCAUUUUAUGUUCAUAGAGUUGUAUAAUAAAAAGAUGACUGCUUAAAUUCAGAUCUUGUAUAGUUGUCUAGAUUUCUGCACAGAAAUGUAUGUUUGAUGCUUUCAGUUGGAAAAGUUCUUCCCUAUCAUUUACAUUUUUGGUGGUUUUUAUAAGUCUUACCUCUAUCAUGUGUUUUUUAAAAAACUUGUGUCCUGAGUCAAAUGCA
Gavia stellata (red-throated loon) is the source of this 2854-nucleotide messenger RNA. RefSeq names its product microtubule affinity regulating kinase 1 (gene MARK1). Gene Ontology annotation, molecular function: tau-protein kinase activity; protein serine/threonine kinase activity; ATP binding. Gene Ontology annotation, cellular component: cytoplasm. The transcript has 18 exons. Bases 1 to 2409 code for a protein of 802 amino acids. The record is from RefSeq and is a predicted model, not a curated record. NCBI's taxonomy places the organism in Eukaryota, Metazoa, Chordata, Aves, Gaviiformes, Gaviidae. Gene Ontology annotation, biological process: protein phosphorylation; microtubule cytoskeleton organization; intracellular signal transduction.